GUCACGAUUGCCCUCACUCUAGGAGAGGAGCUUGAGGGCGCUCUAGCCCACUCCUUAAUGAAUAGGAGAGGCAUGACAAAAGCCGCUGAGGUUGUCUUGCUCACGCCUCUCGAGUCAAAGGAAAAAAACCGGGCGUGAUGACCCAUGCAUGCAAUCCCAGCAGUCGGGAGGCUGGACCAUAGCGAGAUCCAAGCCAGCCUGGGGUAUACAGCGAAGACACCGUCUCAAAAACAAUAAGUAAAUAAGAGGAAGUCCGACAGGUAUCCAGCGUCAUCUUCAGUUCGGGAGAGGGAAGCCCAGAAAACUUAUUAGUCAAAGUGAGGGACGGGGCGGAAGUGCGGCUUCAGUUUCCCCUCUCCAACAUGUCCUCCAGGGCCGGAAGGAGGUAAGAGUCUGGCCACGCCUCUUCCGCUCUGUGAGACCAGCCAAUUAGAGCAGGCCGUUAAGCUUGCGCAACGCCUCGCCCGCCCAGCUGUAGCGGCCCCAGCACAGCGACCUCUGUAGCACCUGUUGCCAUGACUCCUCCCCCUCUGUCUCCCCCACCCGCUCGCAGGAGGCGGGGCGGGGCGGACUUUUGCUGAGCUCCGCCCCCCUGAGCCUUUGCUGGACUCGGCCUCUAGGUGCUUCACCUCCCGCUGCCAGAGCCGGGGAAGGGCGCCCUAGGGCAGAGGCGGACGCCCCAGCGCUAUAGAGAGAAAGUGACGAGCGGCCCUUCGUUGUCAGCCAGGAACGCGGACACAGCGGCGCUCCCACCUUGCUGCUGUCGAUCCCUAGGCCGCCGCGAUGGCAGCUGCCGGCGCCCGAGGCCUGCGGGCCACCUACCACCGACUCAUGGAUAAAGUGGAGUUGUUGCUGCCAAAGAAAUUGAGGCCGCUAUACAACCACCCGGCAGGCCCCAGAACAGUUUUUUUCUGGGCUCCAAUAAUGAAAUGGGGAUUGGUAUGUGCUGGACUAGCUGACAUGGCCAGACCUGCAGAGAAACUCAGCACAGCUCAGUCCACUGUGCUGAUGGCUACUGGGUUUAUUUGGUCAAGAUACUCACUUGUAAUUAUACCAAAAAAUUGGAGUUUGUUCGCUGUUAAUUUCUUUGUGGGGUCAGCAGGAGCCUCUCAGCUGUUUCGGAUUUGGAGAUAUAACCAAGAACUCAAAUCUAAAGGAAUCCAGUAAGAGAGUUCCUGGUCACCUGAACACUCUAGAUGUGGACAGAAACAUUGGAAUCUAGUGUACUUGAUUACCGAUAAGGUGAUGCUAACUAUUCGGAUAACAUUCGAAGAGAAGGAAAGCAAAAUCUAACUGUACUUAAAAGCUAGCACUUGACUUCACAAAAAAUAAAGCAAACUUUUAUUACCA
Messenger RNA from Mus caroli (Ryukyu mouse), 1350 nucleotides. It is a transcript of the gene Mpc2, whose product is annotated as mitochondrial pyruvate carrier 2. The record is from RefSeq and is a predicted model, not a curated record. Gene Ontology annotation, biological process: pyruvate import into mitochondria. Gene Ontology annotation, cellular component: mitochondrial inner membrane. NCBI's taxonomy places the organism in Eukaryota, Metazoa, Chordata, Mammalia, Rodentia, Muridae.